CUCAGCAAUACCCUACCAGUCGCACAUAAAAUUUACCUGCUCCUGCACACAGCGGCCGACUUCAGUCUCAACUCAGGUAUCGGUAUCGGUUUCAUUCAAAGCACGGCAAAAGUUGUAGGCCCAUCCUUCACUCUACCAACGGAGGUGCAAGCACACGGCAUCGACCGUGGCCAGUUCAGAGCCAAGAACCUCAAAACGCGCGGAAGAGCUCAUAUGUUCGCCCUCAUACUUGCCAUGGGGCUAGCGCACAGUACAAUCAGGCGAAAAUGCUCUGUGGUUUGCCAGAGGUAA
Bipolaris maydis ATCC 48331 is the source of this 291-nucleotide messenger RNA. NCBI's taxonomy places the organism in Eukaryota, Fungi, Ascomycota, Dothideomycetes, Pleosporales, Pleosporaceae. The record is from RefSeq and is a predicted model, not a curated record.